GCCUCCUGGGAGUGGUGGUUCUGCGGCGCCCCAUACCUGCCUUCCUUGCGGGCGGAGGAACUACAACUCCCAGGGAGAGCCGGAAGCAGCCUGGGGAAAGGAGGGGUUGUUCCAGCUUUGGCCGAGGUCCGGGCCUGAACCUGGAAAAUGCUGCCGGCGCGCCAGGAGAGGUCCUCCUCCAGGAAGAGGACCGGGCUGAGUCGCUGGAAACAGUUUACAAGGAAGCCGAGUCCCAAGCCUACUUUUGACGCUGACAAUGUGGAACACUGGAUUAAGAGAGUGGAGAAAGCCUCAGAAUUUGCAGUUUCAAAAGCAUUUUCUGCUGGAAAUUCAGACUUACCCGGAAAGCUUUGGGGCCAAAUCAUAGAUUUGGAAACAUCUGAGCCAACAGAGGAUCAUGAUGAAGUCUAUGCAGAAGCUCAGGAGCUGGUCAAUGACUGGUUAGACACCAAACUUAAGCAAGAACUAGCAAGUGAUGGGGAAGGUGAUGCUGAAGACGCUAUGUCGAGUAUCCCUCCUGUGCCAGAAGCCAAUGGUCAUUUGAAAUAUGACAAGUUUGAUGAUUUAUGUGGCUAUUUGGAGGAAGAAGAAGAAAGUACCACCGUUCAAAAAUUUAUAGACCAUCUGCUCCAUAAAGAUGUGGUGGCUUCUGGGAUGUUGGAAGAUCUUGGAAUGAAUGGAAACCUAGACAAGAAACAGCAGAAGGAUCCUCGUCUUACCAUGGAGAUGAGACAUAAGCAGGUAAAAGAAAAUCGCUUAAGACGUGAGAGAGAACUGGAGCGCCAGAGAAUUGAAAAGACCCUGAAAAAAUCGGCCUUCCUAGAGGCUCAGUAUCUGGUGCAAGAAGAGAAGAAAAGGAAGGCUCUGGAGGCCAAGAGGGAGGAAGAGGAGAUUCAAAGGGAGAUGGUAAAGCUGCGGAGGGAGAUCAUUGACAGGAGACGCACAGUGGAAGAAGCAUGGAAAACAGAGAAGAAAAAGCAAGAAGAAAAUUCUCAAAAAAAUCUGGAAAAAGGCAUGUUUCAAAGUGUUCAUAUUCUUCAGGAUGAAGAAAAAAUGGCAAAGGAAAGAAAGAAGAAACUGAAAGAGUUAUUAAUCCAAACUUACAAGGAAGAUCACCAGUGUCAAAAACGGUAUUUCUCUGCCUGGCACAAGCUGAUUCUUGAUCACAGGAUUAAGCUGGGGAAAGCUGGGACCCUGUCCGACUGGAAGCUUCAACUAAAGGUUCUGCGGGCCUGGAGAGACUACACAAGAUCCCGGAAGUUGGAGCGGGAGACACAAGCCAUGGAAAAUGACCUCAGGGAAGAAAACAGAAAACAACAACUGGCCACUGAGUAUAACCAGAAACAAGUUCUCCGACACUGCUUUACGGAAUGGCAGCAUUGGCAUCGUGCAGAGAUCCUAAAGAGAGAGCUGGCUCUGACAAAGGAGGAAACUAGGAAGAAAAUCAAUGAGGUGCUGAAUGCGGCAUCGCUAGGGAAACUCAGUGCAAACAGGUCAUCAGGCAUCAGUCUACCUGAGGAGGCACCAGCCGUGGUGGAUCCACCUGCAAAAAAUGGAGAGGUGACUGCCGUGCCCGCUUUGUGGGAAAAGCUUCCCUCAGGCAGCAGUGGUUUUAUGCCCAGCCCCCACCUAGGAAGACGAACAAAGAGCAACUUGCAGGUUCCCCUCCAGAAUGUCCCUCUGAACACAUCUGACAAUAAGCAGCAUAAAACCCUGAAUGUGGAACCCUCCGAACAACCUGGCAGCAACAAGAAGCUCAGAACUACCAGCCGGAAAGCAGCACCCAUUUGCUUGGGUCAUUUCCACACCCGCCAUGUCUUCCAGCAACAGCUGAUUGAAAGGCAAAAGAAGAAACUUCAGGAACAGCAGAAAACAAUUCUGGAGCUAAAGAAAAACCAGCGGCUAGUGGAGGCUCGGUUGAUAGCAGAACGUGCCGCAGCAGUCACGGAUGCACAGAGCCGCCAGCUGUCAAACCCCAGAGAAGAAGAACCAAAAAGAACCUGCCAGGUGCUUCCAAAUUCGCCUGUUGCUUCCUCUGGGACUGAAGGUAGUAGAAGUGACUCCCGAAAUUCUCUUUCUGGACCCAGAAGGAACCCAAGGCAGCUGAUGACACCCCAUCCCAUCCUAAAAGCCAUGGAAGAAAGAGCAGUUCAGCGAGCUGAACGUAGGCGCAUCUUGACAGAGAGGAAGAAAAAACAAGAAGAAGAGAAAUUGGCCCAGUUAAAGGCCCAAGAGGAGGAGCGUCAGAAGAGGGAGGCAGAAGAAAAGGAGGCUCAGCUUGAGAAAAAACGAGAAGAGAAGAGACUGAAGAAACUGAAGGAACUAGAGAAGCAGAAGAGAAUUAAGAGGAACCAGCAGCUGGAAGCAAUAGCCAAAGAACAUUAUGAAAGGAUCUUGCUAAGAAAAAAAGGUCUGGAGCCUUGGAAGAGGUUGAGAAUGCAAAGCAAGCAAAACAUCCAGGUGGCCGAAGAACAUCACUCUUUGGCCCUACAGAGGAAAUGCCUGCUGACCUGGUUCCGGUUUAGUCAGGAAAGCCUGGCUAGGAAGACGGCCCAGGCUGAUCAACUUUAUUCCCAAAUGUUGCUUAGGAGAGUCAUCCGGAGCUGGGUGCAGUACCUGACCGAUCUGGCGGAAGAAGUACAAAAACUAUGGGUACAUUUUCUUCAGAAGAAGAUUUUCAGGGCCUGGUUUAACCUGGUCAAGGAGGCCAAGAUGGAUGCUCAGAGCAAGCACGAGACUGCAGUGGAGCACAGUGACAGGAGGAUUCUCCGGAUCACAUUUCAGACAUGGAAGAAGUUUGUAAAAUUUAUGAAAGAGGAAAGAGUCAAAGAAGAAAGGCGAGAGCAACUCCGGAGGAAGGUAGCUGAAAUUCUUCCAGACUUCCAGCUGCUCGCCCCACCGUGACUCAGUCGUACCAGCAGUCAUAUACUCGGCCCUUGUGUAAGAGGAGUCCUGGGUGUGCAGUGAGCACAGACCAGUGCAGUGUGUAUGAUGGGACUCUCGAUUGGUCCAUAAUAUGUGUGUUAUCUCCACCCACCUAGACGUGCAUAUCCCUGGUUUAUGUUCUGUCGUAUACUUCUUGGAUCAAAGGAAUUAUUUGGAGAAUUUGUACUUCCUUUUUUGAUUUCUCUUGGAUUGCUGCUCAGUUCACUAGAGCAUUUAUCACAGCGGGAUCAUCCAAAGGAACAGUCUAGAGCUCUACUGUUCCAGUGUAUCCUAUGUAUUUUUAGCCUCGUAAACUUUAAAAAGGACAAGUGUUUGCUUGCCUGAGGCUGUGAAGGAAAAUAUGUGUCCUCAGAGCUCAAUGUGCAUUGCUGACAAAUGUAACUUUAAUCAAAUAGAAAUGAAAAGUAGUGAGUACUUACAAAAGGAGUCCUAAGUGGUCAGUCUUCUAGUCCCUCAGC
This is a messenger RNA of Ceratotherium simum simum (southern white rhinoceros), 3404 nucleotides long. It is a transcript of the gene CCDC191, whose product is annotated as coiled-coil domain containing 191. The record is from RefSeq and is a predicted model, not a curated record. NCBI's taxonomy places the organism in Eukaryota, Metazoa, Chordata, Mammalia, Perissodactyla, Rhinocerotidae.